CAACGUCACUAAUGACACGUAUUCAAAAUGGCGGCCGCGGCUAUGGAGAGGGGGGCCCUGGUGCUGCUGCUGGUUCCUCUGGUGGGAGCGUUCUACGUUCCUGGAGUUGCUCCCAGAGAUUUCCAUGAAGGAGACACAGUAGAUCUGAAGGCGGUGAAGCUGACCAGCUCCAGGACUCAGCUCCCGUAUGAAUAUUACUCUCUGCCGUUCUGUAAGCCUCAGUCUGUCUUCUACAAAGGAGAGAACCUGGGUGAGGUGUUGCGUGGCGACCGUAUCGUCAACACGCUGUACAACGUGGAGAUGAACCGAGAUAAGAAGUGUGAGAUGGUUUGUAACAAGAAGAAACUCAACGUGGAGGAGAGCAAACUGGUGGCGGAGAGGAUCCAGGAGGAGUACUACGUUCACCUUAUUGCAGAUAACCUGCCGGUGGCCACCAGGCUGGAGUUCUACCCCAACAGGGAGGCAGCAGCAGAGGAGGAGCAGAAGAAGGAGGUGCUCAAAGAUAUUCAAUUUGAACACGGAUACAGGAUGGGCUUCGUAGACAACAACAAGUUUUACCUGCACAACCACCUGUCCUUCAUCCUGUACUUCCACAGGGAGAAACUGGAGCAGGGAGACGUCCACAACUACAGAGUGGUUCGCUUCGAGGUCGUUCCUCAGAGUGUUAAAGUAGACGACCUGAAGGCUGUGGAGAGUGAGCGGACCUGUACGCUGCCUGAGGCCAGCGGUUCCGCCCCCCAGGAGAUCGACCCGGCCAAGGAGAACGAGGUCCUCUUCACCUACUCCGUCCACUGGGAGGAGAGCGAGGUGAAGUGGGCGUCCCGCUGGGAUACCUACCUCACCAUGAGUGAUGUUCAGAUCCACUGGUUCUCCAUCGUCAACUCAGUGGUCGUCGUCUUCUUCCUGUCUGGUAUCCUGAGUAUGAUCAUCAUCAGGACCUUGAGGAAGGACAUCGCUAACUACAACAGAGAGGACGACAUCGAGGACACCAUGGAGGAGUCAGGGUGGAAGAACGUCCAUGGAGACGUGUUCAGACCUCCUCAGUAUCCCAUGAUCCUCAGCUCCCUGCUGGGCUCCGGCAUCCAGCUCUUCUGCAUGAUCCUCAUCGUCAUCUUUGUUGCCAUGUUGGGCAUGUUAUCCCCCUCCAGUAGAGGAGCCCUGAUGACCACGGCCUGCUUCCUCUUCAUGUUCAUGGGAGUGUUUGGAGGAUACUUUGCUGGCAGACUGUACCGGACACUGAAGGGCCACCGGUGGAGGAAAGGAGCGUUCUGUACGGCCACUCUGUAUCCUGCUGUGGUGUUUGGGAUCUGCUUCAUCCUCAACUGUUUCAUCUGGGGAGAACAUUCCUCUGGAGCAGUUCCCUUCACCACCAUGCUGGCCCUGCUGUGUAUGUGGUUCGGUAUCUCCAUGCCCCUGGUCUACCUGGGAUACUACUUUGGCUUCCGUAAACAGCCGUAUGAUAACCCCGUACGAACCAAUCAGAUCCCUCGGCAGGUCCCAGAGCAGCGCUGGUACAUGAACAAGUUUGUAGGGAUUCUGAUGGCCGGGAUCCUGCCGUUUGGAGCCAUGUUCAUCGAGCUCUUCUUCAUUUUCAGUGCCAUCUGGGAGAACCAGUUCUAUUACCUCUUCGGCUUCCUGUUCCUGGUCUUCAUCAUCCUGGUGGUCUCCUGCUCUCAGAUCAGCAUCGUCAUGGUUUAUUUCCAGCUCUGUGCAGAGGACUACCGCUGGUGGUGGAGAACCUUCCUAGUUUCAGGAGGCUCAGCGUUCUACGUUCUCAUCUACGCCAUCUUCUACUUUGUCAACAAGCUGGACAUCGUGGAGUUCAUCCCGUCGCUGCUGUACUUCGGCUACACCGCCCUGAUGGUUCUGUCCUUCUGGCUGCUGACGGGCACCAUAGGGUUCUACGCCGCCUACAUGUUCAUCAGGAAAAUCUACGCCGCCGUCAAGAUCGACUGAGCUCCAUCGCUGCUGUUCUCCUUUUUGUUUUUUGUUUUUUUUUCUGUUUGUCUUGUUACAUUCAGUUUUUUUAAUGUAUAUAUUUUUUAUUCUUCAUGUUCAACAAGCACUGACUUGUGUGGAGGAACGAGACGGUCAAAGGCCUUUUAACAAAGCAGCAGCAGCUCCACCUAGUGGCCCACAGGGCAACAGCACCACGGAGAGCUGGAGCUCCUCCUGCUCCUCCUGCUCCUCCUCCUGCUCCUCCUGCUCCUCCUCCUCUUUAAGGACAGAGACACUUCAUCUUCCUGAUGUUUCUCUUCGCACAAAGUGGGCCAAAGCUUGUCAGAUGAUGAUGAUUCAGCACAUUUUUAGUUUGUCUUUGCAUCGGUUAUGGCUCUAACUUAUCCAGGUUUUUUAUUUUUUAUUUUUUUUCCACUACAGGAUUUAUCUCUUCAGGCUUUCCUUCUUUUUUUUUUCUUGCAAUCAUCUUGUCGUCUGAUUUCCUGACAUAAAUUCUGUCUUUACUCUU
Messenger RNA from Centropristis striata (black sea bass), 2467 nucleotides. RefSeq names its product transmembrane 9 superfamily protein member 4 (gene tm9sf4). The transcript has 18 exons. NCBI's taxonomy places the organism in Eukaryota, Metazoa, Chordata, Actinopteri, Perciformes, Serranidae. Gene Ontology annotation, biological process: protein localization to membrane. Bases 28 to 1956 code for a protein of 642 amino acids. The record is from RefSeq and is a predicted model, not a curated record. Gene Ontology annotation, cellular component: membrane.